Cuscuta europaea is the source of this 1146-nucleotide messenger RNA. Lineage: Eukaryota; Viridiplantae; Streptophyta; Magnoliopsida; Solanales; Convolvulaceae. The record is from the annotation of a GenBank genome assembly.
ACUUCAGAAAGCAUAAACACAAGCCAAUAUUCCAAACACCCCUUAAAAGUUGCCUAGGAAAUAAACUGCUUUCAGUUUCAGGUGCUACGCAAAGCCGCUACUAGUUGUACAAAUCCAGUCUGAUCCGGCGGGAAUUGAAUCUCCAUGGCAGCUACUGAUCCGUUUUAUUCAGCAAAGCUGAUAGCUACUCUUAUGGCUGUGGCACUUGCCGCUGUUGUGAGCGGAAAUUCGGAAGGGGACGCGCUGUACGCUCUACGGCAAAGCUUGUCGGACCCCAACAACGCGCUCCAGAGCUGGGAUCCCAAUCUCGUCUACCCUUGCACCUGGUUCCAUGUCACCUGUGACCAAAACAACCAUGUCACUCGCCUGGACCUUGGCAAUUCAAACUUAUCUGGUCACCUGGUGCCUGAUCUUGGGAAGCUCGAACAUUUGCAAUACCUGGAGCUUUACAAGAACAACAUUCAUGGGACAAUUCCUAAAGAACUUGGCAACUUGAAGAACCUCAUAAGUUUAGAUCUGUACAACAACAAUAUCUCAGGGACUAUUCCUCGUUCGUUGGGGAAACUGAAAAAACUUGUGUUCCUGCGUAUUAACAAUAAUAAGUUAAGUGGGCCAAUCCCACGGGAGCUUGCUAGUGUCUCUACCCUUAAAGUCAUGGAUGUGUCAAACAACGAUCUGUGUGGAACGAUUCCAACUUCUGGUCCAUUUGAGCAUAUUCCACUGAACAACUUUGAGAACAAUCCUCGAAUGGAAGGUCCAGAGUUGAUGGGACUUGCAAGUUAUGAGACAAACUGCUCUUAAAUCUGAGAGUUCUUGAAGUUCACAUCCCAUAUUUCCAUUUCCAUAUCUAAGCAGCUAAGCUUGUGUGUAUGUGUAGUGCAGUAAUAUGAUUGAAUGUUGUACUUGUAAAAUAAAAUACCCUCACUUGAGACUUUAGUUUUGUCCUUUUCAACCAUUUGAUCCUUAGAGGUAGUCCUGCUUUCAAUAUAAAAACGAACUUGUUGAAGUUCUCAUUCAGUGUUCUUCAAUCAACUAUUACCCUUUUAAUCUCAGGUGUUUGUAUGUUGAAUAUUCAUCUUAUGUGGGCUCAUUUUUGCUGUUCACUAGAAAUUUUAGUAUAAUUUUAAAGUGUUUACAUUUAAAAUA